GUCGUUAUGUAGUACUGUAAUCAACAACAAACUGCGACGUMAUUUUCCAAAGACAAGACAUCAUCAUCUUCCGACCCACAAUUACAGUAAGAUAUCCACAACGACAACCGAAAGACAAACGAAGAAUCAUGUCUCUCUUUCGCCGGAAAAAUAGCCAGAAAGGCAAAAUCGAGAAGGAGGAUAUCCUGCAACACCAAGUAGAAGAUCUUCAGGCAGAAGUGAAACGACUCAGCAACCGACUUGUAGCGAUGCAAUCACGGGUCAAAAGCAAGGCUACGGUGUCUCAUCGCACAGCCAAAUCCUCUACUCCAUCAUCCUCGCYACGACCAAGCGCGAUCASUCCGAGCAGACUCGCUCUCGAUCGAAAAGACCAGACACCAAACAACAAGUCAUUUGGGAAGAAUAAAKCAAUGGAACGUGYUUUCGUUCCAAAAGAAAUCGAUUUUGUGUCAAGCGAAUUUCUYCAGAACCAGAAGGAACCUUCUCGACCAGAACCAAGUGUUUCGAAUAUUUUCCCUCUCACCGAUGAACCGCAACUCCCAAUCUCGGAGAYGAUCGCRGCGAAGCAYAAAGGAAAUGGGUGCGUUGCAAAUGCCAAAAUAAAAGGGAAAGACCUAACGGAAUGCUCCAGUUCUAUUCAUAAGAAGGUUGUCGUCGAUCCUCACAAGAACAAAAUCCAACCGUCUACGAAGCUUACCAUAGAUGGAAGAAUCAGCACUAAAGGUCAGACACCGAUGUACACAUUCAAGGACGGACGAAAGGUCAAACGCAUCAUUCGAAAGGUCAGGGUUGUUCGACAGGCACCGUCUCCAAUACAAACCACACCUUCCUCCGUCACAAUUACUACGUGCAACAAGACAAUCAGUGCAACGAAUCCAAAACAACUUUCUUUGUCCUCCGAUGAGAAAGCUUCGGCCCAUUCCCGCAUCCGCAUAUCGAAUGAAACAAAUCUCAAGAAUAGAAACAUAUCACCUCCCAAGAAGGAAGAGAAUAAAACAAACAAUGGUGCAGACGACGAAGUGGAGCCAACUGACACAUUUACGUCGCCUGCCCAUGAAUCUACUGGUUUCAAAUUUCAAUCAGAACCGAAGUAUGGGUACAUAGCGAAACAGAAUGAAAAACAUACUGCGAAAACUUCUAAUUCGAUACCACAAGUGCAAGGUGCGAAAAAUAAUGGUGCUAAACAUUUGGUGACAAAAGGUUCAMAUUUCAAAAAGGAUCUUCUCUCAGAUAUUAGAUCGGGCUUGAAACUCAAURAAGUGGAGCGGKCAUCAGAAAAGUUGUCAAGUYCAUCAGAAAAUAUUCUAGCAUCGAUGCAAUCGGGGAUGAAACGUUGUCAUGCAACUGAGAAAGUCACUCCUGAUAAGACACCAGGCUUCGUUUCAAACACUGGAGGAGAUGUGCAAACAUGCAAAAGUGUGCACUCCAUUCAAGCAACUAUAAAUCCUGCAAGGGGACUUCUAGCUGAUAUWCGAGCAGGGAAAGACCUAAAGAAAGUUGAAAAGGAUACAGAAUCGACAGUGGCAUCAAAACAGGUUGAAUGUGAUGUGACAACACCUCUAAAUUUUUCAGGAGGCCUUUUAGCUGAUAUUAGGACCGGCGUGAAGUUGAGAAAGGCGGAAACAUCAGCACCGAAAGCUCAAAAUCAAUCUAAUUCCCUUUUGGACGACAUAAAAGCAGGUGUAAAGCUCAAACAAAUUGAUCGAUCGCUGUUCCAAGCCUCAAAGAAACGUGAAACUCCGAUGAGUGCGCUCUUGGCAAAAAUACAACAGAGAAAAGAAGAAUGUCUCCGCCAAGAGGCUGMACUCGYAUUGGCAACCGAAGAAAGUGAAAUCGAUUGGUAGCAUCUAAAGUACAAAUGUAGAAUAAAGACUWUUAACGUUG
Messenger RNA from Pseudo-nitzschia multistriata, 1884 nucleotides. Lineage: Eukaryota; Bacillariophyta; Bacillariophyceae; Bacillariales; Bacillariaceae. The record is from the annotation of a GenBank genome assembly.